Pestalotiopsis fici W106-1 is the source of this 1956-nucleotide messenger RNA. RefSeq lists its product as uncharacterized. Gene Ontology annotation, cellular component: endoplasmic reticulum membrane. Gene Ontology annotation, biological process: ergosterol metabolic process. The transcript is spliced from 6 exons. NCBI's taxonomy places the organism in Eukaryota, Fungi, Ascomycota, Sordariomycetes, Amphisphaeriales, Sporocadaceae. The coding region runs from base 1 to 1956 and encodes 651 amino acids. The record is from RefSeq and is a predicted model, not a curated record. Gene Ontology annotation, molecular function: ergosterol O-acyltransferase activity.
AUGGAGACAAGCGAUCGCUCUUCAGAGGCAGUUAGCUUGCGACCAGCACUGGAUGGUGUCAUUGAGUCCCCAAACAACAAUCUGGGCCUCAGGACCCCUUCAGAGAGUCCAAGUGAAGAAGACUAUGAUGAAGCCGAAGGAAAGCGGGUCAAUGACAUGCUUCGCCGCAGAAGUAGGAAAGAUGGUUCCAACCAUGUAGCGGAAGAUACCUCUGGCAACACCACAAGCGGUGCUGCGAGUGACUACCCCAAUGACAAUCCUGGCUCCCGCGGAACACCAGGCAGGCCACAGCUGAGGAAUGGCAUGCAAAGCAAAAAGAGCUACGUUAUUGCGUCCGACGAUACCGAACUAAGGGAUGUUCUUCGGAGAGGCUUGGAGAGGGAGAAAGAAAAGACGAGACCAUCGCGCAAGGAAAAGCUUAGAAGCAUGGUCUUCACUAGGCAAUUUUCGGCAUUUGAUAGACAGAACCGAAAUGCUGCCAACAGUCCCUUUCAAGGCUUCUACGUACUCUUUUGGAUUGCUGUUGCCUUUCUAAUCAUUAAAAUGGGCGCAGAAAACUGGAGAAAGACGGGCAAUGUCCUUGGAACAAAUGAAAUCAUGAAAUACAUGUUCAGGAGAGAUGUUCUGGUGCUCCUCAUCUCUGAUGGCCUGAUGUGUCUUCUGACUGGCUUCGGCUUGUUCUUACAGAAGCUGGUACUGAAAGACUGGAUAGAUUGGAACCGGACCGGAUGGAUAAUUCAAAAUGUCUGGCAAUCAACUUUCAUCGGCGCCGUGGUUGGACUGACGCUGAUCCGGGAUUGGCCCUGGACACAUACCGUGUUUUUCGUCAUGCAUGGUCUCGUAAUGCUCAUGAAACAGCACUCCUACGCUUUCUACAAUGGACACCUCUCGACAGCCUACGAAAAGCGGAAGCAGCUCGGAGAAAGAUUGAAACAGCUUGAGAAUAUAUCACCGGUAGACUUGCCGGCGCCGCAAACAAACACAGCGUCCUUUGCUCUCUCAACGUCUCAUUUGUCUCGCCGCCCCUCGAAGCACGAGUAUAGAGAGCGUCGCCUGUCAAUUACCAGGUCGGAUACCGCAGAUGAUAUGGAGAACAUCUCACAGGCGAUAGAAUCUGGGAUACCGCUGAAUAUGGACCAGAUCCAGUUGUUUGAGCGCAUGAUCAAGUGGGAGCUCGACGCCCUGACCGACGAGAUCAAGGGUAGAGCCACGGAUCCUGCCCACUGCUAUCCAAACAAUCUCACCGUCUAUAACCAGUAUGAGUUUAUCUGCCUACCCACACUGGUAUACGAGCUUGAAUAUCCGAGAUCCGAAACCAUCAACUGGGCAUAUGUUGCAGAAAAGGUAUCAGCCGUCUUUGGGCUCAUAUUCGUCAUGAUCAUGGUCUCCCAGGCAUACAUUUACCCCGUCGUCAUCAGGGCCGUCAAUAUGAAGGACGAAGGAUGGACACUAGGCGAGAGAUUCCAAGAAUUCCCCUGGAUGCUAAGCGAUCUCGUCUUCCCCUUCAUGAUGGAAUACCUACUUGUCUGGUAUCUCAUUUGGGAGGCUGUUCUUAACACUCUGGCCGAAUUAACUCAUUUCGCGGACCGGAGUUUCUACGAUGCAUGGUGGAAUAGCGUCUCCUGGGAUCAAUACGCCCGCGACUGGAAUCGGCCGGUGCACAACUUUCUUCUUCGACACGUCUAUCACUCAUCAAUAUCGUCGAUGCGUGUCAAUAAGCACACGGCAACCUUGAUCACGUUUUUCUUGUCAGCCUGCGUACACGAGCUGGUCAUGUGGUGCAUCUUCAAGAAGCUUAGGGGAUACCUGUUAUUCUUGCAGAUGACCCAAUUGCCUCUGGUGCAAUUGAGCCGAACAAAAUUGCUGAGAAACAGAGAGACGCUUGGUAACAUGAUGUUCUGGAUCGGUCUCCUCACGGGUCCGAGCCUGCUGACAAGCCUGUAUUUAAUACUAUAA